AAAUAACUAAAGUUUUAAUAGAAGAGGUUCCAAUAGUAAGGGAAUACCUCUAGGAUUUUUGGAAGGAGUUGAAGGGGUAGUACGAGGAUUCUACUACUAGGCAGCAAGGAGAGGAUCUAAUAAGCAAAAGCAAACAAAUAGGAGAACUAUGAAUCUCCGAAGAAAGAUCUACAAUCACUAGAUGAAUGUAGCUAUAAUGAUUAGAGGAUUUCAGGGUUCUUGACCCUAAGCAGUGGCGAGGAGGCAACAAGUCAAGAAAAGAAGAGGUACCACAAGAAGUCCCUCAACUAGCUUUAGUUGUCGACGACUUGACGCUAUUACAACAUAGUGACAAGGAGCAGUGAAAAGCUUAGACUUAAAGAAAAGCAAGGGUAGUAUAAAUGAAGCAAAGGAGGAAAUAAGUAGGUUAUGGGGAGUAUGAAAGGACGUCAACAAGUCAAAAUGGUCAAGGAGGAGAUGAGUCAGGGUCAUUUACAUAAUGACGAUAAAGGAACCCUUGUAGAUAAACUACGUCACUAGAAAAGAGGUUACAUGACCCUGGGUAGUUAGGCAGAUAACAAGCCUUUAAAAGGAACAAGACAAGCAACGAGAUAAAUGAUGUAGAGGUUGAGGUUAGAUCAGGCAUGCUAUACACCUGUCAAGCGCAAGCUAGAGGGCAAGGUAUGAGAAGGGGUUGAGAGACCCUGCAAAUUACCAUGAUCAAGGAGAAUCAUAAAAUCGUGGAAUUCCAAGGAAUCCAUUGGGAAAGUCUAAAGUGGGAACUAGAGGGCCAAGAGCGAGAGUCUCGGAACCAGCCGUAGGAGUAAAUCAUUCAAUCAACCGGGUAUAGACAAGCAAGUACAACGUUCAUUAGAAGUUCUAAUGAAAGUUGGAGAAUUCAAGGAAGAGUCUAAACGGUCGUAAUGAAGAGAGUUUGCAAACAAUACCAAGGAAGAGAAAAAAGGCCAGAGGGAGUUUGACGAGAUUUCAAGAAGUCAAUGGGUCAAGUCUCAGGUGACUCGAGGUCAAGAAGCUGCACAAAGAGGUACGAUGAGGGAAAGCAUUACCGAGUAGGAGGAAAAAGAGAAGUUACCUUAUCCAAGGUGCCCCACUCUGAGUGGGCGCGGCAUAGUAGGAGGGCUCCAGAGGAGACAACUAGUUAAGGAUGAAACAGGCACGCUUAGUUAAGCCACUAAGAAUUCUAACUAAGAGACUAAGUGUAGGUACAAGAUCGAUCAACAAUAGGGACAUGGAAUGAGUUAUGUUAAAGGUUACCAAGGGCAAGCCACCAUUGGAAGUUGUGACCUAAAACAACAACGAGAAGAUACUCAACAGAGUUUGGUGACCGAAUAUUGUACAAAGCAUCAACAGAAGGGUAGUAAAAGUAAAGAAGCAAGGAGAACACCAUAGGACGCUAUAGGAAAUAAAAUAAAAAAAGGUGGUUGUCGAGCGGACAAUGAAUGCGUGAAGGAAGAUAGUUGGGACGUGGUCAAGCACCAUCGUGAGUAGAAGUCGUGAGUGCCAUCUGGAAAGUCUACCUAGAGAAAGUUUCUAGUGGAAAUGUUCGCUCUGAGGUAUGGUGAGGAGCUACUAAACUGAGUAGAUCAAAGCUAGUACCAAGCAUCGAUGAAGGAGUUGUGGAAGUAAGGAGGAAAUCACAAGCUAUAAUGAAAGUUAUGGUGAAAAGGGUGGUAGUUGAUAAACCAUCAAAUUCAGGGAGAAAGAUAGUUAGGAAGAGCCAGCGAAAGAAUACGAAGGUCAACAAGGAGGCAUUAAGGUAAUGGCCAGUGGAGAAUAAGUUGAACCAUAGGAAGCCCAGCAAAAACGGAGAAGCUCAAUGGUCAACUUUAAAGUAGAAGUGUGGUGGUUCAGAACGGUCAAAGGGAAAACCUUAUCGGUCAAGGUACAUAAGUGAGAAGGGGCACCAAGAUGACCACAUCGAGGACGAGGGACAUAUAGAACUAGCGAGAAACAUCGGUAAGAGGAGUCACGAGUAAGGAAGUAAGAUGGAUACGAGUUUAGCGAACCUGCUAGGAUACCCUAAAGUGAAAGCAAUACCACCUAUGAGUGUGAAAUGUGGCGACCUCUCGAGUGAGAACUUCUUAGAUGGGGAAACUGUACGUGGAAUUUCAGGCGAGGUCUAAGAACAAUAGAAGAGAUCGUACGAGAACUCCCAAGUCAAACAGUGAUAAGGAAGUUUUAAGUUAGGUGCCAUGAGUGAAAAAGUACUCAAAAUGGAAGGUCAUGAUUCUGGAAAGAAGUCAUAAAAUUGAUCGCAAACUAGGAAAGGAUGCAAAGGAUGCCGCUAAUGCAUACAGAAAGUGAAAGCAGUAGUAUGAGAUUUUAGAGUUAAGCAAGAAGUAACGAUGAGAUGACCACUCAGGUUAGGGUUAAAGGAUAAGACGAAGCAUCAAAGAAGAAAUUAAGAGAUACAAAGUCAGGAGGUACAACGUCCUAUGUCACCUAUGAGGUCAACCGCAGACGAGAGUUACGUUAAAAGAGUUUUACCACCUUACUAGAUGGAGGAUAAGCCGCCAUCAGUGACCUUGGGGUUGGAGAGGGGCAUUAACUUCUCACAUACCGAACAAUGGAUAGUUAUCGUUCCUAUAUAUGUACAACGUGCAACCGAGGUAAUGUGAGGGGUUAAGAAGCCACAACAACAUUGAAGUUGCAGGGAAUGGAGAGAAGGAUUUUAGGUCAUGUCGCAUAAGUUAAAGGAAAUAAAAAUCCGCGACGUGAAAAGGAUUACCACAAGCGAUGCUUAGGGUAAUCACAGUGGACCAAUUUCGAGCGCGAAAUUUCUAUAAGUGGGGAGGAAAUGUGAUACCUCGACUUUGAUAGGUUCAACAUCAAGUACUGAAUCAGUUGGACCAAAUAAAUUGAGCCGAAAUUUUGUCCCAUCACACCCUGGCCCCAAGUUGGAAAAUUGUAAAAAGGGCAAUGAGUCACUCAAACCUAUUCGAUGCUACCAAGCUAGAUGAGAAUAUAUGUUAUGUUUAAGAGUACAUAUAAGAACUAAAGUAAGCUAUUCAAGACAAGGUAAGGGCACGCCAUUGAAGUUCAUAUAGAAAGAGUGAAAUCUUGAGCCAAAGAAGCACGAGAAUGAGGAGUAUGAAAGGAUGAGCCCAAUCAAAUUUUGGGGACGAAAUUUUUAUAAGGGGGGAGGAAAUGUAACACCCCAUUUUCAGGUUAAGAUUCGAUUAAGGUUCGACCGACAGUUUGGAUCGACGGUUGCAUACAAAGAGUUACAACCUCAGAUUAGGGAUAAUAAUAAUAAUAAUAAUAAUAAUAAUAAUAAUAAUAAUAAUUAUAUGAUUAUUAUUAUUAUUAUUCAGGAAAAAGAAAAUAACCUAAUCCAACCGGCCACACUUCUCCAUCGUCAAUUAUUAGUCUAGGUCUGGGGGAAAAUUCUAGGUUUAGCGAACUCUUCACCAUGGAUCUUUGGCUGAGGUCUCUCAAAAGCAAGGUGAUCCAGGACGGGCUCUGUUUCCCAUUGCUGAUCGACAUCACGGAGGAGGCAGGACUGCAUGUGCCCAACUGCUUCUCCACCCUCCCGGACGAGCUCAAGCUCGGGAUCAUGGCGCGGCUGCCAGCGAAGGCUCUGACGAGGAUGGAAUGCGUGUGUGCUGGCCUCCAGAGCCUGUCUGCGUCUAGCAAUCAGAUGUGGGAGGGUACUGCCAGGUGUUCGGCAAGGUCGUGGUGGCGGAAGCAAGGUCGAGUUCUUCGGUGGACAAGAAUUGGAAGAAGCGGUUCACUAGGAGAGCGGAGAGGAAGAGGAAGCUUUCCAUAGAACAAGAAAGAAGGGCAGGGGUUCGAUGAAAUUACUGGGGGGAACGAUGGCAACAUCGUCCUUGUCGGCCUGUGAAAUGGAAUUGGAAGUGUGUUGACUAGGACUUUAGGUAAUCCUCUAGGAAUUCUGGCAAGGCAAUUGGGGCAUACUUUACACAAGGUGACUGAUAAGUGUCCUCUUUAUGCACCUGAUGGGGAGCAGUUGAUCUAGAUACAAACAUGAUGGUCAAGGCAGCAUUUAAUCGAUUGUUGGAAUAAGGAAAUGCGAGAGUGCCAAUCGACUCACAGAGGUGGGAAUUGCGCAUCAUAGUUCCUUUGCUCUUUUAUCUCUUUUAAUGGGCGCCUUUUUGUCGGCCUUAAUGGCUGUUUGGUUGCUGAGGUAGUUUACCCACGUAUGCAUGGUAGCUAAGAAUUGUCUCUAAACUUGGUACAAGAUUUUUCUCAUCAAAAGGAUUGAAAAACCAGAGAGAUGAUGAUGGAUAAUCAGGUGCCGCCACCUGCAGCAUCGCCAACUUAAGAUAGUGGUGGAGAAUUGAAAGAGUUGUUCGGUGGAAUUGGACAAGUUGGAAUUUCAAGGAGGGAUGAACUCAAGGAGAUCGACACUUUUCAUGGUGGUUGGUUCUAGUUAAUUGACACGAUAUCAAGGUGAGUGUAAAGGGUGUAAAUUCUAUGCCUUACGUAUUUAAGUCAAGAUUUGAGCUUUAAAAGAGAAGAGUAACUUCAACUCCCUUAAAGUUUAAGAGUUAAGGUUUUAAGAUUGGAAGUACAAACAACUUCCACCAGUUAAGUGUUUAAGUAAAGUACUCAAGUAUUAGAAGUAUUAAAAACGUAAGGGCGUAGACUGGCCCCAUCUCACUCACCAAGACUUAGUAAAGGAAUAAGCGAGAACUAGAUCGAUAGUUGCAGCUAGAGGAGCAGUUGGAGAGCAGCGAGAUCGAGAGAAACAGUUCGAGGGAAGCUAGCUAGAGGAGGACGGUACAAGCGUCACAAAUGAUGUCUAGUCAGAGUUUCACACAAGCAGCAGCAAUUGAGACGAAUUAGUUAUGAUAUUUUAUGAUUAUGAGUAUAGACUGGAGAUCAAGUUGAGUUUUUAAAGUUUGUGUUUAAUUUGCCCACAUGUUAGGGCUUUACUUUGAACUACAAGUGUGUGUUUUCGGUAUUUUAUUUAUCAAAAUUUUUCCCAGUUGCAAUUUAAGAUUUGAGUAUUUUAUUUAUCAAGGGCAUUUUAGUAAAAGUAGUACCCGGCCGGGUUAGGAUGUUUCAGUGGUUAUAAGAAAGUCCUCAUACCACAACGACCUGCCAUUUCUGUUUGGAUAUCGAUACACCAUACGGUUAACUCUUCUCGUGCCAUCCAUGCAAGUAACCUCAGUACACAUUUGACGAAGCUAUUCAAGGUUCAGUCUCGUAGCGACCUUCACUUUAUGAAAGUACCACUAACGUAAUGUACCCCCUUUUCGGUCUCUUUCAUAUAACCAUUCCACUAUAACCCAAGUGUGAACUUUUGAAAUGCCAUCUGCUAUAAAAUCGUAACUAAAAGUAAUAAAAACCCAAACUUACGAAGUAACCUUAAUCGCAAAUACUCAAAAAUUAAUAUGCACAACAUAAAUUUGAAGAAGAAUAAGGAGAGGGUACAAGGGUGAGGAGCUAAUGUUCUCGGAGCUACUUUUUAUAGGCAAAAUUUUACUACAAACCACCGGGGGAGGGGGCGGUUUUAGUCUACCAUGCAGCCCCACGUCGUCUGCACCCGUGCAUGCAUGCACAUGUCGGAGGGAAUGGGGACGACACACAAAACUUUGGGGAAGGGGGCAGUUUGUGUGUCGACACAGUGAAAACCGCAUGCUGAAGGAGUGGUUUCAGUUGUCGACUUAUAACCACUCCUUCAAAAAGAGGUUUGUUGAAAAGCAGCCAAUGAAACUCCUUUCUAGGGCGCGGUUUAAGAAAAACAAUUAAAACAC
This is a messenger RNA of Linum trigynum, 5723 nucleotides long. The record is from the annotation of a GenBank genome assembly. NCBI's taxonomy places the organism in Eukaryota, Viridiplantae, Streptophyta, Magnoliopsida, Malpighiales, Linaceae.